GGGAUUUCCCAGCGAGUUGCUCCACCCCAAAUGACAAGAGUUAGCGAUUAGAUAGCCAAAACAGAGUACAGCUGAACUGUUCGCGAGCCCCAUGAAGUCCGAGAGUAAAGUCCUAUGUGUGUAUAAUCACAUGGCAUUUUAAGAAUGCUCCAAAGAUGGCGGUAGCAACGGCAGUUUCUGGAAACAGAUUGCAAAAAAGUGGCUUUUUAGAUGUGUUGGUGCGGGAUCGCUGGCACAAAGUGCUUGCUAACUUGAGCGAAGACGCCCUUACAUUGAGCUGCGAAGACACCGGGGAGAAUGUCAAUGUAAACGGCAUAACCAAUGGAUCUUACGGGAAUGACUCCAGUCAUCUUGAUCCCACAAACAGUCCCAAAGCUGCGGUAAGGACAGCUUUCACGGAUUUGCCGGAGCAAGUGCCAGAAGCCAUUGCAAAUAGAAAGAGAUGCGUCAAAGUAAUAAAACAAGAGGUAGGGGGACUCGGAAUCAGCAUCAAAGGUGGGAAGGAGAACAAGAUGCCGAUACUCAUUAGCAAGAUAUUUAAGGGCCUGGCAGCGGAUCAAACUCAGGCGUUAUAUGUUGGGGAUGCAAUACUGUCUGUCAACGGGGUGAAUUUGAGGGACGCCACUCACGACGAAGCUGUGCAAGGAUUAAAACGAGCCGGGAGAGAGGUGACGCUCGAAGUGAAGUAUAUGCGGGAGGCAACCCCAUAUGUGAAAAAGGGCAACCCUGUAUUUGAAAUUGAAUGGGAGACGCCCCCGCCGGAGUCACCCCGCCUCGGUGCAGCACACUCCGAUGCCCCCAGUGCAACCAUCAUAUCCAUACAAGGGAACAGGAGGUACAUCCCCGUGAAAAUGUGCUACGUCACAAGAGGCAUGACCACCCCUGACCCCGAAAACAGACACUUUGAACUUCACUCUCCGGAUGUGAAGCACACUGUAGUCCUGAGGUGUAAAGACUCAGCCAGCGCGGAGUCCUGGUUUGGAGCAAUACAGGCCACCACGACAAACUUGAUCACCAGGGUGAUGACCGAGGUGAAAGAGCAAAUUGGGAAAACGGGGAUUGCCGGCAGCCGGGAAAUCCGCCACCUGGGAUGGCUGGCGGAGAAGACAGAGAAUGAGAAGCAGAGGUGGAAGCCAGUGCUGGUGGUGGUGACGGAGAAGGACCUGCUCCUCUAUGACUGCAUGCCCCGGAUGAAGGAGGCGUGGGUCAACCCCGCACACACAUAUCCUCUACUGGCCACGCGGCUGGUGUACUCUGGUCCUGACAGGGGAUCCCCCCAGCCGGGCUUGGAGCUGUCCUUCGCCACGCGCACGGGCACCAGGCUGGGCAUCGAGGCCCACCUCUUCAGAGCAGAGACCAGCAAGGACCUCUCGCUAUGGACCAGGCACAUUGUGACCGGCUGCCACACCUCUGCCGAAAUGAUCAAAGAGGUUACCACAAGUUGUAUGUACAAGAACCAGGAGUGCCGCCUGACCAUCCACUACGAGCAGGGCUUCUCCGUGCAGGCCGAGCUGGAGGGGGGCUCCCUGCUCAAGCCGCUGUUCAGCUACCCGUUUGAGAAGCUCAAGAUGUCUUCCGACGACGGCAUUCGGAUGCUCUUCUUGGAUUUCGGCGGAAAGGAGGGUGAAAUUCAACUGGACCUACAUUCUUGCCCAAAGCCUGUAGUCUUCAUCCUCCACUCCUUCCUCUCUGCAAAGAUCGCCAGGCUUGGUUUGGUGGCAUGAGGAAGAGGACAUCGUUCUGAACCACAUCGAAGACGAGGGAUGUGCACAUUGGAACUAAAAGACUGAAGUACAAACCCAACACAGGACCCACUCUGUUCCGGAGUCAAUCAGCUCCAAACAAAUGGAAAGCAUUUCACAGAACAAUUAGCUGAUUUCUGUAUUUAUAGAAUUACACACGUUACCCGUGGAAUAUUAACAGUGUAAUGAUAACCGCUCUUACUCCAGAGAUGAUUUUUUAAUGAAAAAAAAAAAUCAUGUGCUUUAGAAAAAUGAAUUGAUCAAUGAGAACAACACUAACAUUCUUUUGGAAUUAAAACAAUACUGGAAGUAUCAUUUAGCAUUCAUUCCACUGCUAAAAUGCUUGAUUAGCGAGCUGUCUGCAAAAUGUUUAGAACUAACCUUAAUGUUAGUGAGGGUAAAAGGAAGGCUUGAUUGUGUGACAUCAGCCUUUAGCUUCAAGUGAACUGUCAUACAUAUUUGGCAGCUAAUGUGAAUGACUAAGAUAGCUUUUGAAUUUUUGUUAAAACACAGAAAUUACAUAUUUAAAACCACAA
This is a messenger RNA of Anguilla rostrata (American eel), 2278 nucleotides long. It is a transcript of the gene sntb1, whose product is annotated as syntrophin, basic 1. Lineage: Eukaryota; Metazoa; Chordata; Actinopteri; Anguilliformes; Anguillidae. The record is from RefSeq and is a predicted model, not a curated record. Gene Ontology annotation, cellular component: intracellular anatomical structure; synapse; dystrophin-associated glycoprotein complex. Gene Ontology annotation, molecular function: structural molecule activity; protein binding. The transcript is spliced from 7 exons. The coding region runs from base 156 to 1724 and encodes 522 amino acids.